Messenger RNA from Effrenium voratum, 543 nucleotides. NCBI's taxonomy places the organism in Eukaryota, Dinophyceae, Suessiales, Symbiodiniaceae. The record is from the annotation of a GenBank genome assembly.
AUGAAGUUUGUCUUCUCCAAGAUGUGUGUGACCUACGACAGCUGUGCCAGCUUCUACAUCAGAUCAGGCGGCAUCUCCAAGCCCUCCGUCGGGCCGGGCAUGCGCGUGGAGGUGGAAGGCAAGGAUGGGCUGCGACGCUUCGGCAGCGUGGUGGAGGUGGCGGAAGAGAAGGGCGGGCGGCUGGUGCGCUUGGACUACAUGGGGACUGCGGUCUUCAACAAGUACGACCAGGUGGAGGUGCAAAAAUGUGCUGGAGAUGACGACUCGUGGGUGAGGGGCAAAGUCGUGCACUUCAGGGGACGGGGCCUCUAUGACGUCCAGUAUAAAGAAUCCGGGGACGAGGACACCUACCCGGAGGAUCAGAUUCGCCUGGUCGCCGCUACCACCCCCAACUGCCCCGACUGUGCUUCCGAGAAGAUGCUCUGGGCAGACCAUCAAACAGGGGGCUACGCGUUCGGCUGGACCUGCAACGAGUGCGGGGAGGGGCAGCUGCAGACGGAGCUGGGGUGGUUCCGCUGGUGCUGCAAGGAGCUGCUGCAAUGA